Bactrocera dorsalis (oriental fruit fly) is the source of this 1607-nucleotide messenger RNA. Its product is annotated as proclotting enzyme. The coding region runs from base 212 to 1456 and encodes 414 amino acids. The record is from RefSeq and is a predicted model, not a curated record. Gene Ontology annotation, molecular function: serine-type endopeptidase activity. Gene Ontology annotation, biological process: proteolysis. The transcript is spliced from 6 exons. Lineage: Eukaryota; Metazoa; Arthropoda; Insecta; Diptera; Tephritidae.
CGCGAAUCACAGUCAGAGCGCGUCAACAUGUGCAUAAAAAACUAAGAUUGAUCGAAUUUAGUUGACGAAGUGUGGAGAACCUGAACGGAUUUGCUAACUAAGGCGGUGCGUCAAUACAGAAAAUACAGCAAACGCUCUACAGUAGCAGUGACAGUGGUAAAAAAUAGCGUAUGAAAUAUCGGUUUAUGAUAUCCGUAUUCGGUGGAACAUCAUGCGCACACAAAAAUCGACAAUUCACUUACUUCUUAUCGUAUGUUUAACACAGCGGGUUCGAGCAACAACUAAGGACUAUAUUGAUCUACUCGAAUUGCCCGACAACGAUGAGUUUCUAUGGGGUCGGCACGAUAACGAAAUUGCAUAUAGCAAAGCGCAUUCACAAUCUAACGAAUAUAACAGUACAGGUGGCGGUAGUGAUUAUCUGAUGCGUCACAUUUUGAAAAAGCGACAGGUGAUUUUCCAAGAAAAUAAGGAUUACGGCGAGUGCCGCACGGCGUUGGGCGAAGUAGGGCGCUGUCGACAUCCGCUCUACUGUCGCAUACCGGAAUUGAAGGAUGAUGUCUGGCGCUUGAUCUCGCAGUUGUGCAUAAUCGAAGGGAGUUCGAUUGGCAUAUGUUGCACGCAACAUACGGAGUCGCGCUCCAGUCCACAAAUUAUCAGUGACGUCAAUAAUAAUGGCUUGGAAGAGGCGCGCAUAGUCAACAAACCGGAACAACGCGGUUGCGGUCUUACCACCAAACAGUUUCCGCGCAUCACUGGCGGUCGGCCAGCUGAACCCGAUGAAUGGCCUUGGAUGGCUGCCUUGAUACGUCCCGGUGUGCCGUACGUCUGGUGCGGUGGUGCGCUGGUCACCGAUCGGCAUGUGCUCACCGCUGGCCACUGCGUACAUAAAUUCAAAUUGGAGGAUAUAUUUGUGCGCUUGGGCGAAUACAAUACACAGAUGAUUAAUGAGACGCGUGCACGUGAUUUUCGCAUUGCUAAUAUGGUCAUACAUGUAGAUUACGAUCCGUUGACAUAUGAGAAUGAUAUAGCCUUGCUGCGUCUGGAUCGUGCCACACUAUUUAACACGUAUAUAUGGCCCGUUUGUAUGCCACCCAUUGGUCAAAUUUGGGAGGGGCAAGUCGGCGUAGUAACCGGUUGGGGUACGCAAACUUUCGCUGGACCACAUUCGGAAAUACUUAUGGAGGUGCUGCUGCCCAUUUGGAAGCUGGGCGAUUGCCGUCGCGCGAUGGUUGAACGCAUACCGGACACUGUGUUGUGCGCAGGCGUGCGCGAGGGCGGUCAGGAUUCGUGUCAGGGCGAUAGCGGUGGUCCGCUGCUUGUACAAUUGCCUAAUCGUCGUUGGGUCACAGUGGGUAUUGUCUCUUGGGGUGUACGCUGCGGCGAAGCCAAUCGUCCUGGCAUGUACACCAGUGUUAAUCACUACAUGCACUGGAUAUUACAGAACUCAGAUAUUUAAGAAAGUUGGUAUUAUGUACUUAAACAUAUGUUUCACCCUUAAAAAGCCGUUUAUUAAAUAAAAUUUGUUUAAUACUCGCUAGCUGGUUUCGUCGCGAAAUUUCAAGUAACUAAUCCUACAACAAUAUACAUAUAUAUAUAUUGAAAAUUUA